This is a messenger RNA of Magnolia sinica, 1539 nucleotides long. Its product is annotated as condensin-1 complex subunit CAP-D2-like. The record is from RefSeq and is a predicted model, not a curated record. The transcript is spliced from 4 exons. The coding region runs from base 1 to 495 and encodes 164 amino acids. Gene Ontology annotation, cellular component: condensed chromosome, centromeric region. NCBI's taxonomy places the organism in Eukaryota, Viridiplantae, Streptophyta, Magnoliopsida, Magnoliales, Magnoliaceae. Gene Ontology annotation, biological process: meiotic chromosome condensation; mitotic chromosome condensation. Gene Ontology annotation, molecular function: histone binding.
AUGCCAACUCUGGUCCAAUUGCUGUCUUCAUCUUCUGCCACUGAUGUUGAAAACACGAUUCUUUUACUGAUGAGGUGCAGACAGUUCCAAAUUGAUGGCUCUGAGGCCCGUCUCCAAAUGUUGCCACUUGUAUUUUCCCAGGACAAAUCUAUCUAUGCAACUGUUGAGGAUGCAUUCAUCAGAAUUUAUUUGAGGAGAAACCCUACAGAAACUGCUGCAAAUAUAUUGAACCUUGCUAUAGAAUCUAAUAUCGGUGAUCUAGUAGCUCUAGAAUUUAUAGUUGGUUCCUUGGUAUCUAAGGGGGAUAUUUCUAUAAGCAUGGUAUGUUUAUUCAAUUGUCAUAAUUUCAGCAUCUUUGUAUUCAAGUGUUUUGUUAGAUUUACUAAGAGAACGAUGAAGCUUGUUGGUUUCCAUCAUAUUCAUCAGUUAAAAGUAUUUUCACAUUCAUUUGUUGGCGCAAGUGAAGAUGGCGUCAAAGUGUUUCAACUUAAAUAGCAUAUGUUACGUUCUAAGCCUUUGUUAAAUGUCUUGGGAGACUACACGGUUGAUUCUUUUGUGUGGUAAGAAUCAUGCAAAUUUGCAUAUUACACAACAUGUAUUGCAUAUGAUAACUAUUCAUAGUGAUAGAAAGAAAUUGAGUAAGAAAUACUAGUUAUACAUGCAAGGUGUGUGAUUUGAUGGAUGAAUAUAAAACAUUGUGCUGUUGUGGAUAUGGGUGUCUCCGACCCUUACAAUGCUUGGUUUUAUGUAUUUACCAUUAUAUGCCAUCUCUUCGUAUGCAUUCUUUUGUUUUUGCACUCGUAUUUGCGAUUGCGGGAAAGGCCUCUUGAUCUAAGUUGUAAACAUGGUGUCAUCGGCAAGGGGACUUCAACUGUAAGUAAAUGCACUCAUGGAUUUUUUUUUCCAUUUUGAAUGCUUGGGUUUGAACUUCAAAGCCAAUGCUCUUUGCGAGUAGCCUCAUUAUGUCAAUUGUGUUUUACAAUGUUUACUUUUGAGGUUUGUAGCAAUUUCUCACCAUCAUUUAUGAAGACUUGUCAUUCAUAUCCUUGUGUUCGAUAGUUUCUAUUUAUUUGUUACUAUGAAUAAUUAGACUUCAUUAAAGAAGAGGAAUCACUUUAGAGAGUUUGAAGAAACUCGCAACCCAUGGAGGGCAAUAUACCCCUUCUUGGUAAGCAAAAAGUCUAUGCCAUCUAAAUGUUAUUUACCAAGCAUGUUGUCUCUAUAGUUCAUAAAGAUAACCCCAGAUAAAAUGUUUCUAGUUCUCUCCACAAAAGCCAAAUGAAAUAUGUAAAAAGGUAGCAACGUGUUUUUCAAAACAUCCUUUAGGCAAGAUAAGUUUUUUGGAAUGAGCAUAAGGUAAGAGCAAGGAGUGAUGGCUUCUACUUAUGUAAAUGAAACACAUCAGCUAGAUUGGAGAAAGUGGUUAUGGUUACAUGAUUUGAUCAUUUCCCUCAAAUUGGGAACCGAGGUUUGUAGAGCCCAUGUGUGUCUUACUAUUAGGAUUUUUGAACAAGUACCCUAAGAGAUACCUAAACUUGA